Molecule: messenger RNA, 3410 nt
Organism: Folsomia candida
Lineage: Eukaryota; Metazoa; Arthropoda; Collembola; Entomobryomorpha; Isotomidae
Exons: 7
Coding region: 185-1339 (384 amino acids)
Source: RefSeq, a predicted model, not a curated record
UCACGUUGGUACAACGUUUAUUACUGAAAAUUUAACAGUGUAGUAACAUGAAAUUGCCGACUGCAAGUAUUGUGACUUUCACGUUGAACCAACGUUCUCUCCACGCAAAUUGCCCCUUGCAUACCGCUACCGUCGCCAUUCCAACCAUGCUUGUACCUUCGGUCGUCUGAGUUUUUUUUCAAUCAUGACGGUGAAAAAUUAUCUCGUCGUUGAAUUUUCCACAGAAAAUCCAAUUACUGUGGAUGUAAUUCCAUCAAAUUGGUUGAUUGGAAACACUGAGUGUUGGUGGCCGUCUCGUUGCGAUGCAGGAAAUUUAAAGAAAAUACGCUGUGACCGAACUCUCCCUCAGCCAUCGUGGGGAAAGUGUGUGUGUAGGAUUCUAGGCGAAUUUGAUACAUUCAAAGCUGCUGUUGAAGGAGCCAGAAAAGCUGAAGACACCUCCGAGCUGGAAAACGAUCCAAUUUUGCCAAACAAACGUAUUUCCAAGAACAAAAAAAUAAAUUCAGAUCACGAGAACGACAACUGUUUGUCAAUUUUGCGGGCGCACGAGGUUACUGCAACAGGAGCCACUAAUGAAUUUCCAAUUUCGCUGCUGAGUUCUCCUCCAACAAACUUGUAUAUGACAAGCCCAGUGGAGGGGUCGAAUUUAUUAGCAACAGUCGGCGGUGAAGAGGAAAAUAAUCGGCAAAUUAUUUAUGUGACAACUGAAGAUUUUCUAGCUCCCGUAGGUCAAACAGAGGUCACCCCAGGCACAUCAUCAAAUACUUCAUCAGCGUCAGCGCCAGUGCUACGAACUGAUUAUGUUCCAACACAAGGAUUCCAAACAACAGUAAUAAAACAUAUUGCUGGAAUUGAAAAAACUCUCAAAUCUUUGGAAAGGAAAUUGGAAAAAAUUACUGCUCAUCUGGAGGCGUCGAAGAUAAACGAGUCUGAUCCCCCGCUUCCAGAUUUCGAUUUUUCUUCUUUGCCCAAUUUCCCACUUCAUUCUGAGCAAAGUUUGCAAGAAUUUGAUAAUCAACUGGAAUUAUCAAUUGAAAAAGCCAGUUUUGUUCAGUAUCUGUUUGAGAUUGGAGGGGAGACACUUAACCAGACAGUGAAGUUGAUUUUUGACAGAAUAAUCGACCACGACUUGGCAAUUGGCUUCACUUUUACUGGGAAAGGGAAGGAAAAGAAGCCAUUUGAAAUUUACUCAAACGUAAAUUACUGUAUUACCGGUGCUGUUAAGAAGAACAAAAAACUUGCCGCUGAUCAGAAAACUGAUGUCAGCAUCAGAUUGUCCGUCAUGAAUCAUUUACGAUUCUCCAGAGCUCCAAAGACAGCCGAAGAGGAAAAAAAUUAAAUUUGUGAUGUCGUCCGAUAGAACUAAAAGGCGUAAAAUCCAGGAAGCAUGUAAACUAAUAGAAUUAGAAAUACAUAAUAGUAGUGGUAAUUUAGAACCUCAGUCGAAUAGUCAACCGUGUGAUGAACACAUUUAUAAUACCCCUUACAAUUUAGGGUCACAAAGUAGAAAUACUGGUGAUUUACACUUAGUCACCUCUAGUUAUGAUAGGUCGGAUACCGUAUUAUUUGAUAAUGAUCAACCAUUUAGUAGUGAUGAUGAGGAGGAAGACGUGAAUCAACUUCCCGAUCUCAAAUCAGAUUUAAGGAAGUGGGCUAUCACACAUAAUAUCACGGGUACUGCCACGGAUGAUUUGUUGCGCAUUUUAUUGUCAAAUUUCCCUAAUUGUUCUUUACCUAAAUCGCACAAGACACUGUUUGGUACCGUCACCAGCUAUAAUAUUGAUAACAUAGAGGGUGGCAAAUAUUAUCAUUUUGGGUUGGCCAAAAAGAUAAAAUUUUAUAGUAGUUUAGACUCGUUCAGUGAUACAUUCGAUUCGUUCCAGUUAAUUGUAGGAAUUGAUGGCUUGCCAAUUAGUAGAUCGAGUAAAAAACAAUUUUGGCCAAUUUUAGUUACCACUCCGUUAUUAAACUUUAAUAAGCCAUUUAUAGUUGGGCUCUAUUACAGUGACAACUGUAAGCCAAACAAGGUGACGGAAUUUUUGGAACCAUUUGUUGAAGAAUGCUUGUCGCUAGCUAGAACUGGGUUAGAAAUUAAUGGUAUACUUAGAAAGGUUUUUGUAAAAUGCAUAGUUGCAGAUGCUCCUGCUCGAAACUUUAUUAAAAAUUGCGUUACUUUUAAUGCAUAUCACGGUUGCGAUAGGUGCGAUCAAAAGGGGAAAUGGCUAGGACGUGUUAUAUAUGACAGAAAUGAUGCAAAUUUGCGGCACGAUCAGGAUUUUAAUGUUCAAUUAGAUACGCUGCACCACACAGGAAUUUCACCUUUACAAUCCUUAGGAAUUGGAAUGGUGUCCGAUGUAGUGCUUGAUUAUAUGCACCUCGUAUGUUUAGGAGUAACUAAGAAAUUGUUAUCCUGUUGGAGGAGUGGUCCACUCCCACAUAGGCUAGGGCGACAUGACAUACUUGAAAUUUCCGAACGAAUUCUGGCGUGCAAACGAUUUAUUCCUUCGGAAUUUAACCGGAAGCCACGACCUUUAGCAGAAUUAGAAUAUUGGAAGGCGACUGAAUAUCGUACUUUUCUUUUAUAUUUAGGACCUUUGGUACUGAAAGGAAUUCUCACAAAGGAAAAAUAUGAACAUUUUAUGCUUCUUUCAAUUUCUAUUCGAAUUUUACUCUCAACUAACAGGGACUGGUACCAGUACGCAAGAAAAUUAUUAGUUUCAUUUGUUGAGAAAAUCCCAACUUUAUAUGUGCCAGAAUUUCUUGUCUAUAACGUCCAUUCUUUAAUACAUUUAAGCGAUGAUGCGAUAAAAUUCGGAUCUUUGAACGGCAUAAAUGCAUUCCCAUUUGAAAACUUUAUGCAAGCAAUUAAGCGAAUGCUUAGGGCGAAAAAUGGUGGUCUAAUCACCUGGCGCAGGUUAUUAGAAGGGUUGGCGAGUAUGAAGCUGCAAAUAUUUCUACAACUUCAUGUAACAAAGAAUGUCAUGUAUCCACUGUUCCUAGAGAUCGAGCAUUUAUUUUAAAAUCUGGUGACGUAGUUAUUAUACAUGAAUUGAAAGGUGUUGAUCAAUUAGAGGUAAGAAAGUUUAAUUCUAAAUUAGAUUAUUUCAGUUUCCCUUGCGAAAGUUCGAAAUUAUCAAUUUAUGUAGUUAGUCACAUAUCUGUACGAUGCCGGUUAAUUUGUAAAAAGGAUUUAAGUGUAAAAGUUGUAUUACUUCCCCUAUCUGGAGAAAAUGAGUAUCUUUGUCUUCCAGUUUGUUGUGAUGAGGGUGCAUUGUAGUUAAUUAUUAUAAUUAGUGCUUAUGGAUUUAUGUAUAACUUAGUAUUUUGAUUCAAUUGACUUAAUUGUAUAUUUAUGCAAACAAAUUUUAAAUUGAGUGAGUAAAUAAAAUUGUAAGAAUAUUGAAAAGAGA